AAAAAAAAAGGCACUAACCACUAACCCCACCACCAAAUCUUUCCCUUCUGCGAACCGAUGAUAACAUUGGUAAAAACCGCCGCCUCAACGCCCCUUUAUCGUGUCUCUUGACGCCAUUUCUCGGUCCACGUCGCGUGAACUCGCCUCGUUCGAUGGCUGAACACCAAAAAAAAAAAAUUCAAAUUGAAUCAAGAUAGCGUCGUUGGACUCUUGGGUCCCUAUGCCGCAAUCGUACAGCAAACCGUCUCCCAUCUGCCCAUAAUCUCGUCGGCCUAGACCUGGCUCUAAUUUCAACACGGCCUAGACUGGGGAGAUUACUGAAAGCAACUUCAUGUUCUAGACUGCGAGACUUCGAACGGCAUUUUUCUUGUCGUCGGCUUUUCUUUUACGUGUUUACAGGCGAUUACGCGGAAAAAAAUCUCAAUAGUGCCCCGUAUAUCAAUCAUCGCAGGUCGAUGGUUGAUCGCCCGGGCUGUUGAGCAUCAUCGGUCAAAAUGGCGUUUUCAUGGGGAUCGCAGUUCACCGGGUCCAAACUUUUGUUCUACUCCACCUUCUGGGCUUUUCACAUUGCAAUAUUUGCGAUCGGAUGGUGGCAGCAAGUGACAAACCCCAAGUUGUCAACACUCAACGCCCUGGGCUAUUCCGUAUGGAUCUCCAGAGCCGCAGGGCUCGUUCUCACCUGCGAUGGGGCCUUGAUCUUAUUUCCCAUGUGCCGGAAUAUCAUCAAGACAGUCCGACCACGCGUGCGAUGGAUGCCGCUCGAUGAGACGGUCUGGUUCCAUCGUCAAGUGGCAUAUGCGAUGCUCCUCUUCACCAUCCUCCACGUCGCCUCCCACUAUGUCAACUUUUUCAACAUCGAAAAAGAUCAACUCCGCCCGGUGACGGCCGUUCAGAUCCACUUCACCCAGGCGGGUGGAAUCACCGGUCAUGUCAUGCUUCUCUGUAUGAUGCUGAUGUACACCACCGCGCACCGGCGCAUCCGACAGCAGUCUUUCGAGACCUUCUGGUAUACGCACCAUCUGUUCAUCCCAUUCAUGCUCGCCCUGUACACGCACGCCACGGGGUGCUUUGUCCGCGACACCGCCAAUCCGAUCUCGCCGUUCGCGGGGAAGGACUUUUGGGACCAUUGCAUUGGGUAUGAGGGGUGGCGAUGGGAGCUUGUGGGCGGUGGACUCUACCUUCUCGAGCGACUUUAUCGCGAGAUUAGGGCUCGUCGUGCCACCGUCAUUACCAAAGUAAUCCGUCAUCCGUACGAUGCAAUGGAGGUCCAAUUUUGCAAAGACAGCAUGAAGUACAAGGCCGGGCAGUGGCUCUUCAUCCAAGUCCCCGAGGUCUCCAGCAACCAGUGGCACCCGUUCACCAUUACCUCGUGUCCCUUCGAUCCGUACAUCAGCAUCCACGUCCGCCAGGUCGGGGAUUUUACGCGGGCUCUUGGAGACGCUUUAGGAUGCGGACCCGCGCAGGCCAGAGACCUCGAAGGGCUCGACCCCCUCGGCAUGUAUGAAGUCGCUCUCGAAAACGGACAGAAGAUGCCCAAACUCCGCGUCGACGGGCCUUACGGAGCGCCCGCCGAAGACGUCUUCGAGAACGAAAUUGCCGUCUUGAUCGGCACCGGCAUCGGAGUGACGCCGUGGGCGUCUAUCUUGAAAAACAUCUGGCACCUGCGGUCCGGUCCCAACCCUCCACGACGUCUGCGCCGUGUCGAGUUCAUCUGGGUGUGCAAGGAUACGUCGUCCUUUGAAUGGUUCCAAGCACUGCUCUCCUCGCUAGAAUCCCAGUCCGCGUCGACAGCCGCCAGUCAAGGCAGCGCCGAGUUCUUGCGCAUCCACACAUACCUCACGCAACGUCUGGACCCCGACACAGCCGCCAACAUCUACCUCAACUCGGUGGGCCAGGAGGUCGACCCACUGACGGAGCUGCGCAGUCGCACCAACUUCGGUCGCCCGGAUUUCACCCGCUUGUUCACGGCCAUGCGAGACGGUUUGCACGAUCAGACGUACAUGUCUGGAUUGCAUGGGGCUUUGACUACCGAGAUUGGAGUGUACUUUUGCGGGCCUAAUUCGGCGGCUCGACAGAUUCGUGAAGCUACCUCGAAAGCCUCAACGAGGGAUGUGAAGUUCAAGUUCUGGAAGGAGCACUUUUGAUGAUUUACCAUCUAUUCUUUAUGAUUCACGAUUUUCUAGUCUUUUCUUUCCUCUUGUUUUGUUCUUCUUUCCUGGAUCUGCAUGUGGGGUGUCCUGGGGAGUGUUUGUAUGAUGCGAUAUCUUGUACUAUAAAAUAUGAUUUAUAUAUCUUCG
Molecule: messenger RNA, 2297 nt
Organism: Aspergillus candidus
Lineage: Eukaryota; Fungi; Ascomycota; Eurotiomycetes; Eurotiales; Aspergillaceae
Product: putative NADPH oxidase (NoxA)
Exons: 4
Coding region: 495-2144 (549 amino acids)
Biological process (GO): defense response; superoxide anion generation
Cellular component (GO): NADPH oxidase complex; plasma membrane
Molecular function (GO): superoxide-generating NAD(P)H oxidase activity
Source: RefSeq, a predicted model, not a curated record